GCUGCAGCUCUUCCGCCCCGGAUGACAGCGCUGUCCGCCGCGUGCGCGUCCUUCCGGUUAUGGGAUGAAUUGACUUGGUGCAGUGUUUUUAUUUCUUUGAAUGCAUAAAUUGUGUUUCAGCGACCCCAGAAUCAUGGCAUGCGAUUGCAUGAUGGAUUUUACUUUACUUUGAUGCUUUUUCUUCGCCUCGAUCUGGCCAUGCCAUUCAAAACCGCCUGCAGUAUGUUUAAAGAGUUAGCAACCCAGCUGAGCUGACGAAGUGAAGCAGGUCCGGUUGCCAUGGAGACAGAGAGUGAGCAUCAUGGGAUGUUUGUGGAUCCGGACUUUCCUGCUGACGACUCCUCACUCUUCUGUGACUACGCCACGCCCCUCCCCAAAUUGUUGGGUGAUGUCACAUGGCUCCGCCCACAGGAGAUCUGCAAGCAGCCUCAACUCUUCCCCGAUGACCCCGUGGAGGCCCACCCAAAGCAAGGCAUUCUGGGAGACUGCUGGUUGCUCUGUGCCUGCUCCAUGUUACUCAAGAACCAGCAUCUUCUCAACAAGGUAUUUCCACCAGAACAGCCUUUGUGGGGUGACCAUGUUUACCGCGGUGAGUUCCGUUUCCAGUUCUGGCAGAACGGACACUGGAUAGAGGUACGGGUGGAUGACCGACUGCCCUGUAUCAAUGACACUCUCUGCUUUUCACGAUGCCAGAGCCCUAGAGCAUUCUGGGUAGCACUUUUGGAGAAAGCGUAUGCCAAGUUAUGUGGUUCGUAUGAGCGUUUGUGGGCGGGGCAGGUAUGUGAGGCAGUUGUGGACUUGAGCGGAAGCAUAGCGGUAAGAUGGAGUCUAAAGGGAGCGGAGUCUCCACAACAGCCCAAAGACUCCCAGACUCAACACACACCUAACGGGACGAGGCUAUCUGAACUCUCACUGGAGCUGAAGGAGCGAUGUGCCAUCAGCUGCUGUGUCCACAGCGCCCCCACAGGUAUCCCAGAGCUUGGCCAAUUCCACGCCAUGGGUGUGAUGGAGUGGACAAACAUGACUACCACUUCAGGUGAACAAGUGGAGCUGAUCAGGAUACGCAACCCCUGGGGCAGGAGGAGCUGGGCCGGCGUCUGGAGGGAGGGUGGAUCAGGUUGGGCUUCUCUGGAGCCCUCCUGUUCUCAGGCUCUACUGGGCCGCACAGCAGAGGGGGAAUUCUGGAUGGACGAGACAGAAUUCCAGCAGGAGUUUGAUGAGGUCACAGUGGGCUAUCCCAUCAGUGAUGCAGGACACCUCCAAAGCAUCUACACAGGAAGCUAUCUAACCCAUAGCCACCAGAUUGGAAGCCACUGGGUCAAAGGUCACUCUGCGGGUGGUUGCCGCAACAACAGCACUUUUAGCAUCAACCCUAAGUUCUGGUUAAAAGCGUGUGAGAGCGGGGAAGUGUUACUGUCAUUGCUGCAGUACGGACAUCCUGAAUCACCAGCAGAGCCGCCCCCACACCUCCAGGCCAUUGCACUACAUGUGUGGAAGGUGGAGAAGAAACACUUUAACCUGAUGCGGAUGCUGAACAAGCCACCGCUUGUGUCACACACACAUGCGUACGAUCGGGAAGUGGUGGUACACACUCAUCUGAAUCCUGGUUUUUACCUGCUUGUGCCCAGUACCUUCCUGCAGGGAGCGGAGGGCCGGUUCCUUCUGAGAGUUUCUUCUUCCUGCUCUACUUCUCUCAGUGUGAUGAAAUCCCCUCCUCCUCUUCAGCACUGUUCAGAGGGCGAGUGGGAAACCAUCAGUUCUCAUGGCUGUUGGUCCAUCGGUUCUACUGCUGGAGGAAGUCGCAACUUCUCCACACAUGGACUCAACCCUCGUAUACCUCUUACUUUGACCUAUGACCCUGGAGGUAACAACGUUAAGGUCACUCUAUGCCAAAACAGGCCUGAAAACUCCCUCCAUGCCAUCGGCUUUCAUAUUUAUAAGGUACCUGAUGGUGACUCCCUGUUAACCCCUUGUGCCAUGUCUCCAGUGGUUAGCUGUGUACCUCAUGCCCACUCGCAGGAAGUCAGUGUGUUUUGCCGUCUACAGUCGGGCGAGUACGUCGUAAUUCCUUCCACCUACCAGCCAGAACUCAGCGCUCACUUCACCCUUACUUUUACACGCAGGAUACAUCGGAAAGCAAUGCAGAGUCAAGAGCUUCUGGGCCAUGUUGUUCAGGAGGUCUCCUGUGUCUCUGUGAUGAGAUAAUAGUCUGGGGAAGUGGAUCACAUACCCAUGUUGAGAUGAAGGUCUUGCCCUCCAUCCUCAGGACAGGAGUCUGAUGGUGUGCAGCCCUGCAGAGCCUCGUGCAACCUAUUGG
Molecule: messenger RNA, 2317 nt
Organism: Onychostoma macrolepis
Lineage: Eukaryota; Metazoa; Chordata; Actinopteri; Cypriniformes; Cyprinidae
Gene: capn10
Product: calpain 10
Exons: 13
Coding region: 280-2205 (641 amino acids)
Biological process (GO): proteolysis
Cellular component (GO): cytoplasm
Molecular function (GO): calcium-dependent cysteine-type endopeptidase activity
Source: RefSeq, a predicted model, not a curated record